Molecule: messenger RNA, 803 nt
Organism: Chironomus riparius
Lineage: Eukaryota; Metazoa; Arthropoda; Insecta; Diptera; Chironomidae
Source: the annotation of a GenBank genome assembly
ACUGAUCAGACGUGUAUAUGCUAUAAUUGCACAAAAGUAAGUCGCGAAGAAAAGACUUGGUGAAAUAGAAAAAAAAAAUUUAAUUGAAGUUUGAGUUUGCAAGUCUUAAGUGAGAAUAUUUGGAAGAUCAAGAACUAAUCAAAAACCUAUAAAGAAUUUUAAAAGUUUUAAAAAAGUGAAAAAGUAAUAAAAAAUAAUCAAAAUGACAGACGUUAGUCAUGAAUUAUCAAGUUUACGAUACGUAGUGGAUUCACCACUCUCAUCAAAAGUAGCAAAAUUCAACAUGAAAGUCACUGAACAUACAAGCAAUCAACUUCAGAAUCCAUUCAGUGGACAACAUAACUCACGAUCAAGGAGUCCAAAACAAUUCUUGUCACCAGAUGAAUAUGGAAAACCAAAACCAGGCUCACUGACAGAAUACCGUGGAAUGAAAGCCAACAUCCAAGUAUUUCAAGAAAUGAUUGAAUUAUGUUCAGUAAUCCACGAUUCAGGCAAACCAGUUGAGGGCGAACCAGAACUAAGACAAAUAAAUUUCGGCGAAUUAUUCCAAAUUUACGUUCACAUUAAUGAUAAAGUUGUUGGACUCUUAUUGAGAGCUAGAAAGCAUGAGCUGUUGACAUUUGAGGGAGAAUGCUUAUUUCAAAAGUUCCACGACCACGUCCCAAUCUAUCUAUUAAGACCAAUCAAAAGAAUCAGAGAGAUCAUGACGGAAAAACAGACCGUGAUUCGUCGUUCGUUAAGUCCCAAUCCAAGGUUAGUUAACCCAUCCCUGUGAGCAAAUAAUAAUAAAUAAAUAAUUAAAC